Messenger RNA from Abrus precatorius (Indian licorice), 2313 nucleotides. Its product is annotated as cytochrome P450 94B3-like. NCBI's taxonomy places the organism in Eukaryota, Viridiplantae, Streptophyta, Magnoliopsida, Fabales, Fabaceae. The record is from RefSeq and is a predicted model, not a curated record. Bases 215 to 1699 code for a protein of 494 amino acids. The transcript has a single exon. Gene Ontology annotation, molecular function: oxidoreductase activity, acting on paired donors, with incorporation or reduction of molecular oxygen; heme binding; monooxygenase activity.
ACAUAUCUCAUUAUUCUACUGAAUUUGAGCUCAUGAAUCACGUGCGUUCAAGCCUUUAUUGUCUCUUUCUGACAAACACUUAAUUUCUGCGGCGCCUUUUUUUCUUUUGUUUUCGGCUGUUCGGCGACACACUAUAUAUAUGUAUCCUUCUAAAUUCUGGGUGUAACUAAACUACCAAACCUUAAUAAUUAGUGCAAUUUUCGAGACACGAGUCAUGUUCAUCUUCAUAGCUGUUAUCAUAUCCUUAGGGUUUAUCCUACUCUCCCCUUUCUUCAACACUCACUCUCAUCACCAUUAUUCCCUCCCUUCACACCCCAUCAUUGGUUGCCUCGUAGCUUUCUACAAAAACAGCCACCGUCUCUUAGAUUGGUACACUGAACACCUCUCCCAAUCCCCAACGCAGACCAUCGUGGUGCACCGCCUCGGCGCUCGCCGCACAAUCGUCACGGCGAACCCUUGCAACGUGGAGUACAUCCUCAAGACCAACUUUCACAACUUCCCCAAAGGAAAACCCUUCACCGACAUCCUCGGAGAUCUUCUGGGAUGCGGCAUAUUCGUGGCGGACGGCGAGCUAUGGUCGACGCAGCGCAAACUCGCGAGCCACGAGUUCAGCACUCGGUCCCUCCGAGACUUCACAGUGAAGAUCCUCCAAGAAGAGGUCCGAGAAAAACUCUAUCCACUGCUGGAGCAUGCUUCUGCCGAGGGUCACGUGAUCGACCUUCAAGACAUAUUAAGGAGACUCACGUUCGACACGGUGUGCAAAGUAACGCUGGGGAACGACCCGUGUUGCCUGGACCUGUCGAAGCCCUUGCCCCCUCUUUUGGUAGCCUUCGAUGAAGCUUCAGAGAUAAGCGCUAUGAGAGGGAUGGCACCAGUUUUUCUUACGUGGAAGAUCAAAAGGCUGUUAAACAUCGGGUCGGAGAGGGCACUUAGAGAAGCCGUGAAACUUGUUCACGAGUCAGUGCUUGAUAUGAUAAGAAGAAAGAUAAAAGAAACGGCUAAACAAGAACAACAACAAACGGAGGUGGAUUUGUUGACGCGGUUGUUGAAGGCGGGGCACGAGGAGGUGAUGGUGAGGGAUAUGCUGAUAAGCAUGAUAAUGGCGGGGAGAGACACCACAUCGGCGGCGAUGACGUGGCUCUUUUGGUUGCUGACGAGGCACAGGAAGCACGAGGAGGCGAUAGUGAAGGGGGUGAGAGAAGUUUGCGGAGAGGAGGAGGGGUGGUUUUUGGAUUACGAGAGGCUGAAGGAGAUGAAGUUUUUGAAGGCGUGCGUGUGUGAGUCAAUGAGGCUGUACCCGCCGGUGGCAUGGGACUCGAAGCAUGCGAUCAGAGGUGACGUGUUACCCGAUGGGACGAAGGUGGAGAGAGGAGACAGAGUGACAUACUUUCCGUAUGGGAUGGGGAGAAUGGAAGCGCUUUGGGGGAGCGAGUUUGGUGAGUUCAAACCGAAGCGUUGGUUGGAUGAGAAUGGUUCUUCCAAGUUGGUGAGUCCUUACAAGUUUCCGGUUUUUCAGGCCGGUCCGAGGGUGUGCCUUGGGAAGGAGAUGGCUUUCAUUCAGAUGGAGUAUGUGGUCGCUUCUAUUCUCAACCGCUUUGUCAUCAACCCCGUUUCUCUCGACCAUCCCGUUUUUGUUCCCCGUUUAACGGCUCAUAUGGCGGGUGGCUUCAAAGUCAGGGUCCACCGCAGACAAUGCUAGUUCCUUCCCCUUCUUCCUUCAUUUUCCUUGCUUUUUCACUUACUCUUUAGUGACUUUCUUUUCUGUCAUUUAAUAAAACUGAUUAGUUUUAUUAGUUUUAUUUAAAAGAUGUAUUGAAGUUUUCACAAAAUCCAUCAUUUUUCCGAUGAAAGCCUGUAAUAUAUGACUACAAGGAAAUAAUAGUUGUGGAUGCAGGUCAAAUGUCACCUAACACCUCCACAUUUUCCCCUUCCCAAAGUAUGAGCUUCUAUAAUAAUAUAUAAAUUUGAUCAUAAAUAAUAAAACCUCAGGUAAUUAUAUUAGGUGAUUGCUAAAUUUUUUUUGAAAGUUUAAACAUGACUUAAUAUAAAUUAAAUAUAUGUGUUUAACUAUUUCCACACAUUAUUAAUAAUAUAUUUUUAAAAGAGUUGUUAAAAUAAUAUUUUUUAAUUGUUGUAAUUAAGAAAAUAAUUUCAUAUGAACUAAUUCUAGGUUUUUUAAAUUAACGAUAAUUCAUAAUUAAAAGUUCUGAAUGAAAAUCAUUCUUUUGUUUAUUUUAAUAUUUAAUAAAGAGAAUUAUAGAUGAAUCAACCCAUUCUUUGUUGAGAAAUGUUACUUCCGCCAAGGAUUUGAGG